Aspergillus tanneri is the source of this 318-nucleotide messenger RNA. RefSeq lists its product as uncharacterized. The transcript has a single exon. The coding region runs from base 1 to 318 and encodes 105 amino acids. NCBI's taxonomy places the organism in Eukaryota, Fungi, Ascomycota, Eurotiomycetes, Eurotiales, Aspergillaceae. The record is from RefSeq and is a predicted model, not a curated record.
AUGUCACUCGACUUGAACUAUAAAAGCAUGGCGGUAGACUUCAAAGCUACGGCAAAAGCAUACAUUGAAGUAUCACUGGAUAAAACCUGGAUACAGCAACUAGUGGAAGCGAGCACUCUGGGAAAGGAACCAUACUAUCAAAUUGUCACUGGAAUGAUGCUUCAGGUGGCGAGAGGCAACCUAAAAUUCCACGAUGUGAGAAAACUCCAGUUCCACAAACGCGCCCUGUACACCCAGACACUGCUAGUGCCAGGCAAAACGGGUGAAAUCGAGAACAUGAAUGUGGCCCUGAACUGUGAGGGCUGGAGGCACUGGUAA